Sarcophilus harrisii (Tasmanian devil) is the source of this 1922-nucleotide messenger RNA. RefSeq names its product myeloid leukemia factor 2 (gene MLF2). Gene Ontology annotation, biological process: regulation of DNA-templated transcription. Lineage: Eukaryota; Metazoa; Chordata; Mammalia; Dasyuromorphia; Dasyuridae. The transcript is spliced from 8 exons. The record is from RefSeq and is a predicted model, not a curated record. Gene Ontology annotation, cellular component: nucleus; cytoplasm. The coding region runs from base 308 to 1054 and encodes 248 amino acids.
UGACGUCACUUCCGCCCAGGCCUGGCAGUGGCUGAGCCUGGCUGUGCUCGGGGCCAGCGGGAGCAACAGCAGCGGCUGUAGCCGAGGAGGAGAAGGGAAGGAGGGCGGGAGGGAAGGAAGGAAGGAGCGUCCCGCCUCGCCCCUCGCCUCUACGCGCCCCGGACUCAGCGGAGCACCCAGCGGGGGCCGCGACUCCGCGGGCCUGCGCCACUCACAGGAUCGGCCCGGCCGGAUGGGCGCCUGAGCCUCGGGCCCCUCAGCGCCCGGGAUCGGGGCCGGUUGAGAGCUCCAGGAAGCUGAGAGCAGGAUGUUCCGGUUCAUGAGGGACGGAGAGCCUGAGGAUCCCAUGUUCCUCAUGGACCCUUUCGCUAUUCAUCGACAGCAUAUGAGCAGGAUGUUGUCAGGGGGCUUUGGCUACAGCCCUUUCCUUAGCAUCACAGAUGGGAGCAUUCCAGGGGCUCGACCUGCUAGUAGAAGGAUGCAGGCUGGAGCUGUUUCACCCUUUGGGAUGCUGGGAAUGACAGGUGGCUUCAUGGACAUGUUUGGGAUGAUGAAUGAUAUGAUCGGGAAUGUGGAACACAUGACAACUGGAGCCAACUGUCAGACCUUUUCAUCUUCCACUGUCAUCUCUUACUCCAACCUGGGGGAUGGUGCUCCCAAAGUCUACCAAGAAACAUCUGAGAUGCGCUCAGCACCAGGGGGGAUCCGGGAGACAAGGAGAACAGUGAGGGACUCUGAUAGUGGGCUAGAGCAGAUGUCCAUUGGGCAUCACAUCCGAGACAGGGCACACAUCCUCCAGCGUUCCCGAAAUCACCGAACUGGGGACCAGGAAGAACGGCAGGAUUACAUCAAUUUGGAUGAGAGUGAUGCUGAAGCAUUUGACAACGAGUGGAGGAGAGAGACGUCCCGAUACCGGCCACAGCGCCCCCUGGAAUUUCGUCGUCAUGAGGCCACUGGGGCGGGUGGGGGGAGAAGGGCCGAAGGACCCCCUCGGCUGGCUAUCCAGGGCCCUGAGGAUUCCCCCUCUCGACAGUCACGACGCUAUGACUGGUGAGGGCCCCUCAGGUCCUCUCAUAAGUGUUGGUGGGAAAGGUAUCACAGCUGAGGGAUGAAGUCCUUCAGUCAUUCCUCUGGCAUUUGGAGGAAACCCACUUGUUCCUAAUAUUUUAGAGUGUGGGAGUGGGGUAAAGGUCCUCUUGGAGCCAAUUUUGAUGAUAUAGGUCUCAGCUGGUCUAGGAAAGGAAAGAAAUUCUCCUAAACUGGAGAGUUGACCACAACCACCAAGACCCUCGUCAUCCAGCUUCUGUUUAUCCCCCUUCCUUCCUAUAUGACAAGCUUUCUCUCCCUGCACCCUCUAGGUACAGGCUGUGAGGGGCAGAGGAAUCACUCUUGGAAUAAUUCCCCUUUCCCCCAAUUUAAUAUUAAAUAGAGGUGAGCUGGCCCCUUCAAGCUUAGAAAGCCUUAGGGGGAGCUUUUCACUGCCCCCUUUACUGCUUUUACUCGCCCCUGCCCUCCUCCCUGUCCAAUCUCCCCCUCCCAUAGUGAAUUUACGACACUUUUUUUUCUGUUGUUCCCUAGUCUCUUUUUUUCCCCUCCCCUCUAACCCCCCAAUAAGUACAAGGUCCCUUAGAGUAAGUUCUGGGGAUAGGAGCCCCAUUUUCCCCCAAAGGUCUAUCAGUGGCCAUUGGAUCCUUUCUCAUCUCUACCCAGAAGUCCCAUGUUUGGGGCUGUGCCCCCUCCCUACCAGCUGGGUAUGGGGUGGGUAUUGGGUCCUCUUUCCUCUUGUCCUCUUAUCCUAUACCCCAUGCGCCCAUGCACAUGUGUGCACACACAGACACACACACACACACACUGUCUCUGCAUCCCUCUGCUCUUUGUGUGUGUGUGUAUGUAACUUGUAACUUUAUGGAAUAAAGGGGAAU